UACAUAAUAAAUACAAGCAGUUGUCCACCAUUAAACCUCAUUUCCACCCACCACCACUCCUCUUCCUUAUCAUACUGGAGUCUUGUUAGUUAGCCUUUUGUUUCCAAAUUUGCUUCUAAUAUUUCCUUGUAUAUAUCCAUAGACGCCUUUUCUCUUCUACUUAAUUUUUUCAUCUUGUGUGUGUGUGUGUGUGUGUAUAUAUAUCUCCCUUUACCCGUAUAGUAUAUUCUUAUCUCACCUUUUCACUCAAGAACAAUCCCAUUCUCUCUCUCCAUUGGCCCUUCUUUCCUUAACGUCCCUGUCCUUUCACUCUUGCAUAUCUUCCUUUCUCUGCAGCAAGUUUUUGUGUUUGAUCCAUGGAUAGCAGGAGAGAAGAGAUGGCAGAUUGCAACAGAAACGAAGACUUCUAUGGUUCUCAAGAGAUCCAGGUAGCAUCCAUGACCAAGAAAUAUGGAGGGCUUGCACCCAAGAAGAAGCCCUUGAUUUCAAAGCAAGCAGCUGGAGUGAAUCAAACGUCAACAGUGGCAAUAGAAACUUUGCGACCAAAACUACAGAGAACACCUCACCAUACACUCCCGCCUAGGAGACCAGCUUGUACAUCUGGUAGCAACGUGAGUCUUGACAUGGAUCGCGUAAUAUGUUCUUAUCAGGCAGACUUGGAUUGAUUGAAUGCUCGGAGGAAGAGAUUUAAUGUGUUUACCAGUCAUAUCUAUAUCCAUGAAGAUUGUACACAUUGCAAUCGGCCUUUGAAUGUUGAUGAUCUCGACUAUUUUUAAUAAAGGAGUUUAGUUAUGAGAGAGAAAUUAAAUAUUUGCUGUCCUCGCGUGUUUUAUAAUUUGAAAAGAUUAAUAAAUAAUCACUAGGAUGAGAAUUCUCUGACUCGGCGUCGUCACCCUUCCGCCUUCUAACCAUGUUCGCGGUUGCAAGAAUGUAUAAUAAGGUGCCUUGAUGAAUUUGUGUUUUUUUUUAA
Molecule: messenger RNA, 970 nt
Organism: Populus trichocarpa (black cottonwood)
Lineage: Eukaryota; Viridiplantae; Streptophyta; Magnoliopsida; Malpighiales; Salicaceae
Exons: 6
Coding region: 357-665 (102 amino acids)
Source: RefSeq, a predicted model, not a curated record